This is a messenger RNA of Tachyglossus aculeatus (Australian echidna), 648 nucleotides long. Its product is annotated as histone H1.4-like. Bases 1 to 648 code for a protein of 215 amino acids. The record is from RefSeq and is a predicted model, not a curated record. The transcript has a single exon. NCBI's taxonomy places the organism in Eukaryota, Metazoa, Chordata, Mammalia, Monotremata, Tachyglossidae. Gene Ontology annotation, biological process: nucleosome assembly. Gene Ontology annotation, molecular function: structural constituent of chromatin; DNA binding. Gene Ontology annotation, cellular component: nucleosome.
AUGUCUGAAACGGCUCCGGCCGCUCCGGCCGCUUCGGCCCCCGCGGAAAGGUCUCCGGUCAAGAAGAGGGCGAAGAAGCCUGCGGGAGGAGCGCGGCGCAAGGCUGCGGGGCCCUCGGUGUCCGAGCUGAUCACCAAGGCGGUGGCGGCAUCCAAGGAGCGCAAUGGGGUGUCCUUGGCAGCCCUAAAAAAGGCGUUGGCCGCCGCCGGCUACGACGUGGAGAAGAACAACAGCCGCAUCAAGCUGGGGCUCAAAAACCUGGUAGCCAAAGGCACCUUGGUGCAGACCAAAGGCACCGGCGCCUCGGGCUCUUUCAAAAUCAACAAAAAGGCGGCCGGCUCCGAAGGCAAGGCCAAGAAACCCGCCGCCGUCGCCAAGCCUAAGAAAGCGGCCAGGGCCUCCCAAAAGCCCAAGAAGCCGACAGCAUCCGGAGCCAAGAAGAACGUGAAAAAGACCCCGAAGAAAGCCAGAAAACCGGUGGCGGGAGCCAAAAAACCGGCCAAGAGCCCGAAAAAGGUCAAAGCUGCUAAGAAAGCAGCCAAGAGUCCGGCCAAGCCGAAGGCGAUAAAGCCCAAAGCUGCCAAACCCAAGGCCGCGAAACCCAAAGCUGUCAAACCCAAAAAGGCAGCGGCGCCCAAGAAAAAAUAA